Messenger RNA from Ctenocephalides felis (cat flea), 510 nucleotides. Its product is annotated as sorting nexin-2-like. The transcript has 3 exons. Gene Ontology annotation, molecular function: phosphatidylinositol binding. The coding region runs from base 94 to 366 and encodes 90 amino acids. The record is from RefSeq and is a predicted model, not a curated record. Lineage: Eukaryota; Metazoa; Arthropoda; Insecta; Siphonaptera; Pulicidae. Gene Ontology annotation, biological process: early endosome to Golgi transport. Gene Ontology annotation, cellular component: endosome; endosome membrane.
UACAAGUUAAUUUAUUCAUAGGUUUUUCAUGAAAGAGUGAAGGUAUUUCAAAAUUGGCAACAUUCUCAAUUUCAAUUAACUAAGAAACGUGAAAUGAAAGCAAAACUUGAACUAUCAGGAAGAAAUGAUAAACUGGAUCAAGCUGGAGUAGAAGUGUUGGAGUGGGAAUCUAAAGUUAUGCGUGGUCAAGAAGAAUUUGAUAAUAUAUCAAGAAUGAUUAAAAAGGAAGUUGAUUAUCUAGAAUCAAUAAGAAUAAAAGAAUUUAAAGAUACGGUUGUAAAAUAUUUAGAAGAUCAUAUGGCACACCAGCAACAGCUUAUUCAAUAUUGGGAAGAUUUCUUACCACAAGGAAAAGCCGUUGCAUGAAUUCUGAGCUGUUUAUAUUGAGAAUAGACAGCUGCUCCUACAACCUAUGUUUAUAUGAUAUUGUAUUUUAUAUUAUUAUAUUAUAUUAUUGGAUUUACAUUUAUUAUAAAAUAUAGUAUAUACACUAUUUCACAUGAAUGGGUA